Rotaria sp. Silwood2 is the source of this 3051-nucleotide messenger RNA. The record is from the annotation of a GenBank genome assembly. NCBI's taxonomy places the organism in Eukaryota, Metazoa, Rotifera, Eurotatoria, Philodinida, Philodinidae.
AUGAUUGCAAGUGUAACAUCAACAUUACAAAUAAUGAUAUCCGAAGAAUAUCGUUUGAAUAAUAUGAAACAUUAUAUGUCUAAUCUUCAACAAUUACAUCAAUCACGUAAUCAAUCAUUAAAUCUACAUGCUUUUAUUAAUGAUUUACUUAUAAUUGUUCAACGUUUACUUGAUAAUCUUGAUAGUCGUCAAUGGCAAGCAGCAAUAAAUAAUUGUAUUAAUGUUCAAUGUCCAUGGUUUAAAUCUUCAAAUUUAUCUUCAAAUAAUAAAACAUUAUUUUGUUCAACAACAAAUACAUCCAUAAAUCAUUCAAAUAUCUUAUUAAAUCGUUGUCUUAUAUUACCAUCUAUUGAUCAUACAUAUUCAUUAAAUAAUGAACGUCUUUUAUUUCAAUCAAAUUUAUACAAAAAUAAUUUAUUAACAUCAAGUGAUUCAUUAUUACGUUAUAUGGAUAAUAAACUUGAAAAUACAUAUUCAUUUAAUAAUUUAUAUCAAAUCGAUACAAGACUAUGCCAAUUAUGUCAAAUAUAUGCUGAUAAUUUUUCAUCAAAUAUAUCUCGUCUUAUAUCAAUUGGUAUUAAUCAAUGGGUACAUAUUGGUUGUAUACUUCCAGCUUAUUCAAAAAUUCUUGAUCAAUCACCAUAUAUUUUACAUAAUAUACAUGAAACAAUAAAUCGUUGUCAAACAAAAUAUAAAUGUGAUUUAUGUUUAAAAAUGGGUGCUACUGUUCAAUGUUAUGAAAAUGAUUGUAAUGUACGUUUUCAUUGUCAAUGUAUUGAAAUAUAUUAUUCAAAAAUAGAUAGAAAUUUACAACAAAAAUUAAAUAUUAUUAAUGGAUUAUUACCAAAUUUAACAACAUUAUGUUUAAAACAUAGUAAACAACAAAUAAAAACUAAUUCCGAUGGAAAUAAUGAUGAUCAAAUGAUAAACAAUGAUAUCAAUCUUCCAAAAUUUAAAUCUGUUAAUUUAUCCUCAACUGUCUAUGCUGAUCUAUCAAAUACUUUAAUCGAAUUUUGUUUAACUGAUAUAAAACUUUGUAUUGGUUCUCUACAAAUAAAAUCCCUUGGUAAUUUUGAUUAUCUUCUUGAUAAUGAUCCUAAUAUGAAUAUUUAUCCAAAUAAAUAUUAUGCAUCACGUCUAUUUUGGAGUACGAAAAAUGCUCGACAAAAAACAAUUUAUCAUUUACAUAUAGAAAUUGAACAAACAUAUCAUAAUGAUAAAUUAAAUCAUCAAACAAUUGAAUAUCCAUUAUCAAUCGAACAAAUACAUCUUAAACAAUUAUAUGAAACAUGUGAAAAAUAUUUUAAUAAAUACAAAACUAAAGAUCAUUUUCAAAAGAAAAUAAUUCAUUUAAAAAAUGAAAAUUUAAAUAAUAAAAUUGAAAAAUUAUCAUCGUCUAUUAAAUGUCAAGCAUCAAAAUCAAUAUUAAAAAAUAUUAUUCGACCAAGAAAUAGAUUUAAUAUUGAAAAUAAUCUUCAACCAGAUAAAUCCUCAUCAACUAUAUCAGAAGAAAAUUCUCAAACAAUAUCCAUUGAUACGAAAACUUUACGAAAUUUAUUUACAAAUGAUUCAUUAAAAUCAUCAGAUCAUUCUCGAUUUGCUUUAGCACUUGUACAAGCUCUUCAAAAUGUUGAUCAAUCAUUAUCAUUAACAAAAAUACAACAACAAGAACCUAUUUUCAGUUAUUAUUUACCUCAUCAAACAAGUCUUUCAUCUCACGAAUCAACCAUAGAAACGAAUAAUGAUGCAUUGUUAGAUCAACUAUUAAAGAAUAUAAAUCCACCUCAACAAUUAAAUGAUUCUCAAUUCUCAUCUCAAUUAUGGUCAACAUCGACUAUUAACACUCACAGUAACUCAACAGAAACAUAUAUUCCACAAAUAGAUGGAAAUAUCGAUAAUGAUGAUGAAGAUCUUCUAAUUUCUUCUUGUCUAAUAAAUUCUUUAAUUGAACAAAUAGUAAAUGAAAAACCUACUCGUAACGGUAAUGAACAUUCAAUUGAUUUCUCUCAUUUUUCAUCUAAUAAUAUUAAUUCAAAAAUAAAAUCAAUAUCUUCUGAUAAACUAAUUCAUUAUUAUCAACAAUGGUUAAUAUCAAAAUUUGGUCGUAUAAAAUUUACCAUUCUUAGUGAUGAUGGAUAUAAAAUUGUGUCAGAUAAUUUAGAUGAUGCUUGGUUAACAAUUGUUAAUUUAGUACGUGAGUGUCGUGAUGAUAUGAAUUUAACACAUCUACCUAUGAGAAAUGAAGAAUUAAAUGGACAUGAAAUAUUUGGUUUAAAAAAAUCAAUUGUUAAAAUAAUGUUAAAUCAAAUUUAUAUGAAUUCAUUAUCAACAGAAAAGCAAACAGAUACAAUUAUAUUACCAUUAUCAUCAUCAAAUAAAAAUGAUUCAAUAUGUUUUUUAAAGAAAAAAAAUUCAAAUAAAAAAAUCUUAUCAUCAAAUUCAAGAUUAAAUAUUUAUCAAAGAAAAAAUUCUCAACGUCAAAGAUUUAAUUGGUUAUUAAAUCCAAAUCGAAAAAUUGAAUAUGCAUUAAAAUCAUUCGAAAUUGAUGAUGCACUUGCACAUGCAAGACGAAUUCUUCUUGAAGAAUCUUCGGUUAGUUUACGUCUUUAUCAUUUGCAUUAUUUUGCUCAACGUACGUUAAUUGUUGGAUCAUCAUCUAUACAUGGUUGUGGUUUAUUUACAUUAAUUGAUUUAAUUGAAGGACAAAUGAUUAUUGAAUAUACAGGUGAAGUUGUUCGUCCAUGUCUUACGGAUAAACGUGAACGUGAAAAUGAAAAAAAAGGCAUUGGUUGUUAUAUGUUUACUGUUGAUUCAAUGAGUGUUAUUGAUGCUACACAUCAAGGAAAUAAAGCUCGUUUUAUAAAUCAUAAUUGUCAGCCAAAUUGUUUUGCAAAAACUGUUCUAUCCGGUGGUAUUAAACAUAUUGUUAUUUAUGCUCUGAUAAAUAUAGCUCGUGGUUCUGAAUUAACUUACGACUAUUCAUUUCCUGAAGAAGAUAUCAAAAUUCCUUGUCAUUGUGGUACAAAUAAAUGUCGAAUUUAUUUGAACUAA